Messenger RNA from Plenodomus lingam JN3, 588 nucleotides. The record is from RefSeq and is a predicted model, not a curated record. Lineage: Eukaryota; Fungi; Ascomycota; Dothideomycetes; Pleosporales; Leptosphaeriaceae.
AUGCGCGUGGUUACCAUGUGUAUUGCAAUCCUCGGGAUAUCUACAGCGAGAACUACCGUAUUCCAGACUCCAGAGUCAAGGAAUCCAGAACACAUUGGUGCCAAAAUGCCAAUGCUGGUUCAGACCACCCCUCCUCUUUCCUUCGCUCCUCUCCUCUCCAGUCUUCUCUUCUCCAUCACCUUCAACUCCUCACCCCAAAACCUAACCCCACCACCACCACCACACUCUCCCCAUCUCACCUCACCUCCCACUCCCACUCCCACUCCCAAACACAAUAGCACCUACACCUAUAUCACCUCUACCUAUACCAAACACCCCAGCCCACACUCCCGCCCCACCAAGCCUCAACCCCUGCAACCCCCUGUACAUACCGUGUGUAAUGUGCAGUUAGCUGUGAGCCGCGAGUCCAAAUGCAAGGGGCAUUUCCCACCAGCACACUUUCCCAAAGCAAGAGGGAGGCAAGAGGCCGAGUAUUUCUCUAUCGAGAAGGAGGAGGAGAAGAAGAAGAAGAAGAAGAAGAAGAAGAAGAAGAAGAAGAAGAAGAAGAAGAAGAAGAAGAAGAAGAAGAAGAAGAAAGAAGAAAAGUGA